Messenger RNA from Puccinia graminis f. sp. tritici CRL 75-36-700-3, 1059 nucleotides. Its product is annotated as dihydrofolate reductase. The transcript has 2 exons. Gene Ontology annotation, biological process: glycine biosynthetic process; dihydrofolate metabolic process; folic acid metabolic process. The record is from RefSeq and is a predicted model, not a curated record. The coding region runs from base 186 to 944 and encodes 252 amino acids. Gene Ontology annotation, cellular component: mitochondrion. Gene Ontology annotation, molecular function: NADP binding; dihydrofolate reductase activity. Lineage: Eukaryota; Fungi; Basidiomycota; Pucciniomycetes; Pucciniales; Pucciniaceae.
UUUGUUUUUUGUGAUCUUCACAAUGGUUUUGUUGUUCCUUAUUAUAUGCUUCUAGUGGAUCUUUGCUUUGUGCAUUGAAGAUUCGAUAUUAUGAAGGGAGAAGGUUGACCAAACUUGAGCAGCCAACCAGAAUACCAAUCCCCCGCCAACCAAGACCAAUCCAAGCAAAGCCAGCCGAGGGGGAUAUGAUCCCACUGAACCUGAUCGUGUGUGCGACGAAAUCGAAUGGGAUAGGCCAAGCAGGACGACUCCCAUGGCGGCUGAAGGAGGACAUGAACUUCUUCAAAUCGGUCACCACUCUGGCCCCCUCAGGAUGCAAGAACGUCGUCAUCAUGGGCAGGAAGACUUGGCUGAGCAUCCCCAGCAAGUUCAGACCUCUCGCUAAUCGGAUCAAUAUCGUCGUCAGUCGACAAUCUAAAGAUCCGGCUGCUCUCGAUAUUCAUCAGCAACAGGAUAGUUAUCUGGUCAAUUCGAUCGAGUCGGCCUGUCACCUCAUCCGAACUCUUGACUCUCCCGAUAACAACACUCAACAAGAAACAACAACAUCGGUGUUGAAGGAACGCAAGACUGGCGGAGAACCGUUGGUUAACAAAGUGUUUGUGAUCGGGGGCUCUGAGAUAUACAAAUCAGUACUCGACUCUCAACCGGACAAUAACAGGCUCUACAAACCAUCGACGAUCUUGAUGACCAGGAUCCUCUCUGAACAUCCCGCAAUCGAGACAUCCUUGGAUGCGUUCUUUCCCGAAUUUAGAGCCUCUAAACAUUGGUCCAAGUCGCAAAACCCGGACCUACUGAACCAGUUCUUGGUCCUUCCUGAUCAUCAAAACUCUUCCGGUUCUGUCCCCGAGCCUCACUAUCAACUCCCGUUUAACUUCGAUCAACUUAUCAUCGAAAACUCGUUCAUGUAUAAAUUCGAACUUUGGACUUAUAACAAUCCUUUAUAAUCGACAUCAUCAUCCUCAUCAUAAUCACUCUUGAAAUCUUGUUUUUUUUUGACUCCCUGAAAUUGACCGGAUGUCUAUUGAUAUACUCGUCUAUAAGGUCUUUCGUUUUUACGGA